Messenger RNA from Rhizophagus irregularis DAOM 181602=DAOM 197198, 1066 nucleotides. RefSeq lists its product as uncharacterized. The record is from RefSeq and is a predicted model, not a curated record. NCBI's taxonomy places the organism in Eukaryota, Fungi, Glomeromycota, Glomeromycetes, Glomerales, Glomeraceae.
UUUAAUCGUAAAAUUUAUCCUUUAAAAAGUUUGAAAAACUCCAAUUGUUCAAAUACCUUAAAAGUAAUUAUAUUUUAUGACAUUUAUUUUGAGAAUUUAGGAGUAAAUUUUAAUGAAGCUUUUGAACAAUUAAAUGUAUUGGAAUCUAUCCAUAUACUUAAUUGUUAUCCUAUAAAUACUAUGUUUGUUCAACAAAUUAUUAAUUUGACCAAACCAUUCAAAUUAAAAUCCUUAUUCAUGGACAAAAGAUCCGUACCACAUAUCGAUUCAUUGAAAUUAUUAUUACAAAAAUCUGGUGAUUACUUGGAAUAUGUCGGAUUUGAAUCAUCAAUAGAUUAUGAAUUAAAAUUACAUUUAUUCAAAUUAUUCCAAAUUUAUUGUAUCAAAAUCAAAUUUUUGAGUUUACUUGGAUUUGAUGAUAAGAUUAGUUUUCCAGCACUUGAUUUAGUUAAAGAAUUCCAACACAAUCUUAAUUAUCUUAUUAUUAAUUUUUCUCAAUUUGGUUAUGAUCAAAUAAGUUAUGAUGAUAAACUUAGUUCAAUUAUAUUACAUAAUUUAGGUCAAAUUCUUCCUGAUAGGUUAGAAUAUUUGAGUAUGGCACUUAAAUUCAAUAUAAAUGAUUUGGAAGUAUUUUUUAAAAAUUCUCAAAAUGUUUUUAUUAGGAAAUUAUUAAUUAGAAAUAAGUUUUAUCAAGAAAAUGAAAAUGUUCUACCCUGUAUUAAGGAAUAUGUUAUGAAAGAAAAAAGGGUUUCAUAUUUAGCUAUGGAAAAUCUUCCCGUUACUAAUAAUGAAAGAAGGGAUCUAUAUUAUUUAAAAGAUGAAGUAAAGGAGUUUAAACUUUAUGAUAUUCAAGUUAAAAAGUAUAAUUACUUAUGUAUUCAAGUUAGUGAUUUUAUAAACGAAUCUUAUUAGUUAUCUUGGAGGUUUAUUAUAUGGAAUAUUGGAAUUGAUUAUGUGUUCAAGUUAGUGAUUUUAUAGACGAAUCGUAUUAGUUAUCUUGGUUUAUAGUUUUUUUUAUAUGGGAUAUUGGGAUUGAUGACAAAAUGUUUGAAAUUAAAAAUUUUUU